Messenger RNA from Hermetia illucens (black soldier fly), 1132 nucleotides. RefSeq lists its product as uncharacterized. The transcript is spliced from 6 exons. NCBI's taxonomy places the organism in Eukaryota, Metazoa, Arthropoda, Insecta, Diptera, Stratiomyidae. The coding region runs from base 37 to 1032 and encodes 331 amino acids. The record is from RefSeq and is a predicted model, not a curated record.
GGGAUUUGUGGUUCUAUAUUAUUCCCACUUAUAAUCAUGAAGUUCCUUGCCUUGGUGCUCGUCUUAGUUCUCCUGACAAAUAGUAACGUCCUAUGUCAAAACGCAUCGGAAAAUGCAACAGGCCUUGACGCACCAGAGUCGCAUGUUGCUGCCUCCCGUCCACACGGACCAGGUCCGGUGAUAAUUAAUCAAACGGCAGUCCCACCACUUCCAGUCGAACCAGGUCCGGUGAUAAUAGAUCAGAAGGCGGCGGUACCACUCCCACUCGGACUGGGUCCGGUGAUGAUAAAUCAUUCGAUAGUCGCGAAACUUCCCGAUAUAAUUGCUAAUGGAGUACCGAUAACUUUGGAUGAAUCUGGCAAGGCACUCAAAGGAAUCGACAUCCCGGUCUUCCCAACUCAAAACGUCGAUGCUUUCAAGGCCAGUGUAAACGCAUUCACCAGUAAACAUAUAAGCAUCGAAACUGAAGCAUCAAAAUCUAUGCAAGACACUGUGAACCGGGUGAUUGCAGCACUGGCAAAUUCAUGGUCAGCUCGGGAAGAGAAAGAGUUAGGAGUUAUCAGAGCUAUCAGAGAAAGGUAUCAACCAGCUUACGAACAGCACAAACGCAAUCCUACCCGCUAUCGCUGCCAGCUAGAAGCAUUGGUUGCUCUCCUGUCCAGCUUAGAUUAUUUACCGGACCAAGUAAUAGGAUGCCGAUCCACUGCAAUCGAACGCAGCGAGCUGAUUAGGCCUAAACUCACCUCUCGUAUCACCGCGGCUGCAAAACACAUCGAAGACGCAGCAAAAGAACUUAAGGAAUGUGAUGUCCCAUGGAUUCCAGAGUUGGUUUUACUGUGCGCAGAUGACAAAGCAAAGCAGUUUCGUUCAAUAGUUGUCGGCAGUUAUGUAGAAUCGGCAACGCAGUUGCAAACUAGUACUAAGCUGCUAGAAAUCGUAGGAAAGAAGCAUAUGGAAUGCGUAGAACCAAUCGUCAACGAAGCAAAACAUAAAGAACGCGAAGUAAUUGCAUCCCUUAAGGAAUGCAGUUAACACAAAUAUUAUUGCAAUCCCUUCCAAUCUAAUUUUAUCCUGGUUUAUAAUUGGUGUUAAUAUAAAGGAAUAAAGUUUAUUGAUGAUUGCUUAAAGUUGA